Molecule: messenger RNA, 1110 nt
Organism: Durusdinium trenchii
Lineage: Eukaryota; Dinophyceae; Suessiales; Symbiodiniaceae
Source: the annotation of a GenBank genome assembly
AUGAGACAAGUCCUGUGGAGCUUGCUGCCAGUAGCACUAGGAGGAGGUUGCCCUUGGACCUCUUCAUGGCAGUGGGAGGGUGUCUUCCACAUCCACAAGGGGGGCACUUACUUGUGGAGCGCUGAGAAGAAGGACGGCGCCUAUGCCGCGGCGUCCACGAAGAUCAUCUUGCGCACCACGUCAACCUACGACGCCAGCGCCAUCGAGAGCGCCGAGCCGGCGGCGCUCACCGCCUGGUCGGGGACCUUCACCGACGUCAUGCCGGGCGACACCCUGAGCCCGAACAACGCGUAUCGCUUGGUCUAUGACGCCGACAACUGGGUGAGUCUCUUCAAGAUCCAAGGCGCCGCGGAGACGAACCUCGCCAUUUUCGCAGAGCACGUGCCGACGGACUUUGAGAAUAAGUUUAACUACUUACACCACGAGGAGGGUGCUGCAACCGAACCCUCCUACGAGGUCUCAUCCGUGACGUCCUGCGAUCCGCCCGAAGAACCGAUCGUCAAGGGCACCAUUGGGGAGGUGUUGGCCGCGUCCAUGCUGAUCACGCUCCCGACGUUGCUGGGAAUUGGUUGUCUCUUCUCGGUGUGCAAGUGUUCGUCUGCGAGCGAACAUGUGAAGACCUUCAUCCACUACUGCAACGCCGGAGCCUCCGGCGUCCUCUUUGCGGUGAGCAUCUUCCUGCUCAUGCCGGAGGCUUCGCACCUCAUGGCUGCAGGGAAGAGCGAGGCUGGUUUGGCGGUCGCCUGGGGCAGCUGUGUGAUCGCCGGGUGGUUACUUGGCAUCAUGAUGCACCAGGCCUCCCACAUGCUGCAGCCCGCACAGGUGGCAGCAGACAAUACCUUGGAAGAGGGACAGGAGAAGGAGCCCGUUGCAAAGAAGGCCAACUGGAGUCUGGCCAUACCGGUUCUCCUGGGAGAUUUCAUUCACAACUUCGCCGAUGGGAUCUUCUUGGGCUUUGCCUUCUAUGCCUGUGACGCCUCUUUCGCCUGGUCCAUGGUGGGAGCCACGAUUGCGCACGAGCUGCCACAAGAGUUGCUGGGCGGAGACGUUGCGCCACCGGUUUUCUCGGGAUUGCGAAGCCGCGAAGCGUUCGGAGCUCAAAAUUCGUGA